AUGGCGUCUCAUCGGCCGCAAGCUUCUGACGAAACAAGCUUUCAUGGCACGACAGCCGCCGAAUCUCGACCUUUGCGAGCUCUUUCUCUCGAUGGCGGUGGUGUACGAGGGCUGUCAUCUCUCCUCAUUCUCCGGCGCAUCAUGCACAACGUCAAACCGAGUGACAGUCUGUACGAUAUUGCCAAACCGUGUGAAUAUUUCGAUAUGAUAUGCGGCACCAGCACUGGAGGUCUCAUCGCUAUCAUGUUAGGGAGGCUCCAAAUGGGAGUACAAGAAGCCAUCGACGCCUAUCUAGUCCUAGCCGAGAAAGUGUUCCGCGAAUCCCAUCCCUUCUCUCGCGUAAUGGGGGCCCGUACGCUAGGAGCUCUGCUAGGGAACGCUCGAUACAGCGGAGACGCGCUCACUGAUGCGAUACAGGAGAUCGUCGAGGGCAAGACAGACAGCAAGGACACACUGUUAUUAGAUACUCGAGAGGAUGCUUGCAGGGUCUUUGUGUGUGCAACACGGACGGCGAAUACCGAGCCGGCUCUUCUGCGAUCCUAUCGCAGCAAUAGGGAGGAAGGUUGCCACGCGGCCAUUUGGGAGGCAGGGAGGGCGACUUCAGCAGCCCCGACCUUCUUCCCGCCCAUCAAAUUCGGCAAGCCCCCUGCCGAGUACGUCGACGGUGCCAUAGGGCACAACAACCCCAUACGACUACUCAUGCGCGAGGUCGAGAGCGUAUGGGGCUCUAGCGCGAAGCUUGCUUGCGUCCUCAGCAUCGGCACUGGUGUCUCAGAGCCGAAGAAGCUGGGUUCGAAGGGUCACAAGGUUCUCUUGGCCUGCAAGAAGCUGGCGACCAGCGCCGAGGCAAUCGCGCGGAGCUUCUAUAUGGAUCAGGGGGAGAAACUGCAAAGAGAAGGGAAGUACUUCCGGUUUAAUGUGUCGCACGGGCUCCAGGGCAUCAGUUUAGAGGAAUGGCAGACAUUUGAUCAGAUAGAUGCCGCCACAAGGAUGUACCUGGAGGAUGUCAACGAGGCUAUCCAAGCCUGCUGCGACCGCUUGAAGGAUCGGAGCGCGAGCUUGAACAGCCCCAGAUCACCUGUCGCCAGUCCCUUCAGCAACAGGAUAUCAUCAAACACCACUAGCCUUGGGACCUUUGACGUUCCGCACAACUCCAGCCCUUAUUUCACCGGCCGCUCAGAGUCCAUGCAGGCUAUUGAGAAACACUUCCUCCAUCGACAUCCACAUAACCCCCAGAUUGUAGUAUUGAGUGGACUUGGGGGGAUUGGCAAGACGCAGAUCGCUUUGCACUAUUUCGAACGCCACAAGAGCAGUUACUCGAGCGCCUUCUUCGUUCAGUGUAACAGCGAACAGGAGGCAAUAGCUGCCUACGUACGCUUCGCUGGUUUUGUGGUCGAUGAAGAGCUGCGCGCCACACCCACCAGUAACUCCGACGAAGUUGCGAAGAGACUGGGAUUCUCGGGCUUGCUGACUGAACGGCCUGGUCAGCUGAUGAACGAAGCCCACCGGAGAGUUGUCAACGCUGUUUGUUCAUGGCUUGGGCGACAGCAAGGGAAGUUCUUGGUUAUCCUGGAUAACGCAGACGACCCAAACGCGAUGAACCUCACCAACUUCAUCCCGCAUCACAGGAACGGGGACAUCAUCAUCACGUCCCGGGAUGCUGGCGCUAUGGCAUUUGGACAGCUGUUCAAGAUAGAGGAGAUGUCCGAAGAUGAGGCUGUCACACUUCUCGGUCAAGCGUCGCAUCUCAAGCUCGAUACGCAGGAGUUGCGGGAUGCAGCCAAGAAGAUCACCGAGGCUCUAGGUUACUUGCCUCUCGCCAUAGACCAGGCCUGCGGCUACCUGGUGACGUCUGGGUCGGACAUCCGCAACUUCCUAUCAACCUACAAGCUCCACUACAAGUCUCUGCUGUCGAGAAUUCCCAACGAUGGUAUGCUCGGUUACAAAAAAUCGGCGCUCACCACCUGGGAGAUGAGUUUUGGGCGGCUGCAGUCCGAGUCACCCCAAUCGGCAUCCCUUUUGCAGCAUCUCGGCUUCAUGCACUGCAAGGAUAUCUGCGAGCCGCUCUUUUAUCCUGCCGACGAGAUGACGAACAUGAGCUGGGGUCUUCAAGGGGAUAGCUUCAGCUUCGACGAGACCUUCGCAUUGGUGUGCAAGCUCUCGCUAAUGAGGCGGAACGAGAAGCCGCGGACGUAUGAGAUCCACAAGGUAGUCCAUCUGUGGAUCAAGGAACGCCUGGACCUGGAGCAGAGGGCUCUCUAUGCGAGAGGAGCGAUUGUAAGCGUUUCUAAGACCCUAGCUGCUCUCAAUCAAAAGAAUUCACGGUGGGUCCGGGAAACCCACCGCCGGUUGUUACCCCACGUUGAGGCGGCGUGGAAUAACGUGGAGGAAUAUACAUCUCUGAAAGACGAUGGCAUCCACACAGGAUUCAUGAACGCACUGCAAGUUGUUUCCAAUUCUUUCCGGACCCAAGGCUACUAUGAACUGGCUGAAAGAGGGUUCAUUCGGGUCUACAAGGCCAACAUUAUCAACUUCGGGACGGACGCCAACGAGACACUCCAUGCCGCGGCGGAUUUAGCCGCGAUUUACAAGCUUGGAGGCAACAUGCCGAAGGCGGAAGAGUUUUACAGGUUUGUACUGAAAGGGUUUACCAGAGUCCUGGGCUCGGACGACAUAGCCACCCUGCAGGCGCUUCACGACCUAGCUAGCGUGCUAAGAUACAGGGGCGGGUCUGACGAGGCGAUAACCUUAUAUCAGCAGGCGCUGGACGGCCGUAGGAAAAAGUGCGGGCACGAGGGCCUUGAGACCCUGGAGACUAUGGACUCACUGGCGGGCCUAUAUCAGGACCUCAAGCGGUCUGUGGACGCAGAACCUCUUCGGUUGUUCGCCCUCCAAGCAAGACAAAAAAUUCUCGGCCCCGAACACGCCGACACGCUUAGAACAGCCCUGAACAUGGGACUGUUAUAUUCCAACAUGGGGAAGCACGAGCAGGCCCUCGAGCUGUUUGACAGGGCCUAUAUGAGCAGAGUAACUCUACUUAAGUCGCAGAGCCCGAACGCGUGCAAUGCACUGUCCCUGAUAGCCGCCUUAUAUGCUAACAUUGGGCACGUGAAUAAGUCCGAAAUGCUAUAUCGCGAGGUCCUCUCAAGCCAGCAAGACGUCCUCGGGGCUCAGCAUCCUGAUACUCUCUGGACCUUGAAUCACUUAUCAGUGAUCCUCUUUUCCAAAGAGAGGUCCGAAGCCGCGAUCCAAUCCGUCGAAAAGUCGGCGACGGAUCUAGAGAGCGUGCUAGGGGUCCAUAACCUGGACACACUCUGGGUCUUCCAUAACCUGGCCAUGAUAUAUGCGUUCCUGGGUCGGUUCAAGGAGGCCGAAGAGCUUCAGGAGCUUGUAGUGGACGGGUAUCUCACCGGCCUAGGACCGGAUCAUAUCAACACGCUAUACAUGCUUAACGACCUUGGAGACUGCUAUCUACGGGCCGGGAAGUAUGACAAGGCUGAGGAGAUGAUACGGAGGGCUUUUGAGGGCAAGCGCAAGCACUUUGGCCCCCGGAGCCAGUACACGCUCUAUAGUGCAACCCUCCUCGCCUGCACUAUCAAGGAGCUGGGUCGUCGCAAGGAGGCCGAGAGGAUGUACACGCAGACCUUUGAGACGACGCUCGAGACGCUGGGUUUUGACCACUCGGCCGUGUGGUGGGUUGCGAACUACCUAGCCGAGUUCUACGUAGAGGCACAGCGCUGGCGGGAGGCCGAGAAGUUGUACGAGAGGCUGCUCGAGGUCAAGACUAAGUUCCUGGGGGAGACGCACGCGAGUACCAGUCACUCCAGGGAGCUCCUAGAGGCGACGAGGAAGCAGAUGAUGUCCCCUGAGAAUGCACCCCGCAGUGCAGUGUUGAGCAGGCCGGCUAAGAGCCUACCAUCAGAUUUUGGAUACAGGGCUAGAAAUGACAUAGUCCAAGUUCUGUUCUAA
Pochonia chlamydosporia 170 is the source of this 3969-nucleotide messenger RNA. Its product is annotated as tetratricopeptide repeat domain-containing protein. The transcript is spliced from 5 exons. Bases 1 to 3969 code for a protein of 1322 amino acids. Gene Ontology annotation, molecular function: ADP binding; protein binding. Gene Ontology annotation, cellular component: kinesin complex. Gene Ontology annotation, biological process: lipid metabolic process. The record is from RefSeq and is a predicted model, not a curated record. NCBI's taxonomy places the organism in Eukaryota, Fungi, Ascomycota, Sordariomycetes, Hypocreales, Clavicipitaceae.